Haemorhous mexicanus (house finch) is the source of this 5747-nucleotide messenger RNA. It is a transcript of the gene LRCH3, whose product is annotated as leucine rich repeats and calponin homology domain containing 3. Lineage: Eukaryota; Metazoa; Chordata; Aves; Passeriformes; Fringillidae. The record is from RefSeq and is a predicted model, not a curated record. The coding region runs from base 34 to 2325 and encodes 763 amino acids. The transcript has 21 exons. Gene Ontology annotation, molecular function: protein binding.
GCAUGCGCUGUCUGGCCGGGCUGUGGCGGGGAAAUGGCGGCGCCGGAGGGCGGCUCUGCCGCGAUGCCCGCGGCUUGUCCCGCUCCGCCUGGUCCCUCGGCUCCUGGCUCCUGGAGCCGCUCCUUGGACCGAGCCCUGGAAGAAGCGGCGAUCAGCGGGACCCUCAGUUUGAGCGGCAGGAAACUCCGGGACUAUCCGCGGGCCAGCGCCGCCAACCACGAUCUCAGCGACACCACCCAGGCUGACUUGUCACGGAACAGACUGUCAGAGCUUCCAGCAGAAGCCUGCCACUUUGUCUCCCUGGAGACUCUGAAUCUGUACCAGAACUGCAUUCGCUACAUCCCAGAGGCUGUUUUGAACUUGCAGUCGCUAACAUUUCUAAAUAUCAGUCGAAACCAGCUUUCAACAUUGCCAGUACACCUCUGUAGUCUACCACUAAAAGUUUUGAUAGCAAGUAACAAUAAGCUGGUUUCAAUACCUGAAGAAAUUGGACGGCUCAGACAGCUGACGGAACUUGAUGUGAGCUGUAAUGAAAUACAGACAAUACCUCCACAGAUUGGCAGUUUGGAGUCCUUGCGAGACCUGAAUGUCAGAAGAAAUAAUUUGGUGCGUUUACCUGAAGAGCUUGCUGAAUUGCCUUUGAUUCGAUUAGAUUUCUCCUGCAAUAAAAUAACAACAAUACCAGUUUGUUAUAGGAACCUCAGACAUCUUCAGACCAUCAUGUUAGAAAACAACCCUCUCCAGUCCCCCCCUGCACAGAUAUGUAUAAAAGGAAAAAUUCAUAUAUUUAAAUACCUGAACAUAGAAGCAUGCAAGAUAGCUCCAGACUUGCCUGAUUAUGAUAGGAGACCCAUGGGAUUUGGAUCAUGCCACGAGGAGCUCUAUUCCAGUCGUCCAUAUGGAGCACUUGAUUCUGGCUUCAAUAGUGUGGACAGCGGAGACAAAAGAUGGUCAGGGAAUGAACCAACAGAUGAGUUCUCAGAUCUCCCAUUACGUGUGGCAGAGUUCACCAAAGAGCAGAGACUGAGAAGAGAAAGUCAGUACCAAGAAAACAGAGGGAGUGCAGUUGUAAUUAAUGGUGGAGUGGAACACGAUCUCGAUCAGAUCGACUACAUUGACAGCUGUGCCACGGAGGAGGAGGAGGAGGAGGUGAGGCAGCCCAAGUGCCAGGACUCAGACAGCCUCAGCUCCCAGUUCAUGGCAUACAUCGACCAGCGGCGCAUCUCCAAUGAGAGCUCACCAGUAAAGCCUGUAUCCAUUAGAGAAUUUCAGAGAACAGAGGAUUCAAGACGACAUUUACAUCAAAACAGGGAUACAGAUGAAUUACGAAGACCUGAAACUCUAAAUUUGAUGCAGGACAGAGAGCAUCAAGUACUAAGGAGUUAUGUGGACAGGACAGAGAGACCCCUGCCUGAUUCACCUUAUUUUCUCUCGCUAUCAAGUCACCACAUCCAGGUGCCAAACGCAGACUCGGAGCUGCACCGCCGGCACAUUGAGCGCACCCGCCGGGAGGCCCAGCUGGCAGCCCUUCAGUACGAGGAGGAGAGGAUGAGAACUAAGCAGAUUCAGAGAGAAGCUGUCCUUGACUUUGUUAAGCAAAAAGCCUCCUUAAGUCCUCAGAAACAAAGUCCAAUGGAUAGUGAGUGUCCCUUUCCAUCCAGAAGGUCUCAGCAUACUGAUGAUAGUGCCUUGUUAGUGAGUGAUGACAGAUCUACCAUCUCCCCUGGCUCACCUACCGCUCAGACAGUCCACCUUUCCCCUCCAUAUCCUGGCCAUGCAGCCCCGCCUUCCUAUAGAAACCCUUCCCAGCGACCUGAGAGUUUCCUUUUCCGAACAGCUGUCAGGGAUGGAGCCAAGAAAGCUGUUGCUUCAUCCUCUACCUGUGCCUUGUCUCCCGCUAAUGAUUCUGCAGACCCUCGAGUGAGACAAAACUCCAAGCAGCGGGAGGAGGAGCUGGAGCUGAUAGAGCAGCUACGCAAGAACAUCGAGUCACGGUUGAAGGUGUCACUGCCCAGCGACCUCGGCGCGGCUCUCACCGACGGCGUCGUCCUGUGCCACUUGGCCAACCACGUGCGGCCCCGCUCUGUCCCCAGCAUCCACGUGCCCUCGCCUGCUGUUCCUAAACUUACAAUGGCAAAAUGCAGACGAAACGUGGAGAAUUUCUUGGAAGCUUGCAGAAGGAUUGGAGUGCCUCAGGAGCAAUUAUGUUUGCCUCUGCAUAUUUUAGAAGAGAAGGGUUUGACACAGGUAGCUGUGACUGUGCAGGCGCUCCUGGAGCUGGCACCCCCAAAGCAGCAGCCACUGCACCACUUGUCUGCUGUGUAAAGACCUCCGGGACCUUUUGGGUUACCUUGGCUAAGCAGAAGGACCUGAAGACUUUACUGCCCAUGCAGUGCAUCCAAACACACAGAGCUCUGUUCUAAGGAAAUGAGUUUCCGUGAUUCCUGACAGGAAUGUUUUACUUCAUUUCUCCAUUUUUUUGGAGAUCACAACAGUUUCCAGGAACAUUUUUAUUACCAAUAUUUUUGCCCCUUAUUUAAAAAAUGAGAGUUCAUUGGGAGGAGGGCAGGGAAUUCUAGUGGCUGGCUGUUGGAGCCAGCUAUAGAAAUGGACCUUGCAGGAUGAAGAAAUGGGUUUAGAGUCUGGAAAGCAAUUCCUAGGGGAAUUUGUAAAAAAAAAAAAAAGAAACCACCAGGGUGUUGUUGCAGUGGGCACGCAGGGAAUUAAAUUACUUUCCUUACCCACAGGGUGCAAAGAAAUGGAGUUUCUUCGCCUCCAACGAAUGGCUGUUUCUAUUAUAAUAUUUUUUAAAUUGCAUCACACAAUCUUAACCUGCAGUGUUUGAUAACAGGGUCCAACUUCACACAGCCGUAAUUUGUCUUGAUAGGUCCUCAUCACUAAAAGUUGAAAAAAAAAAUCCACUUUUUUUUUCCCCAGUGGAAAAAUUACUGCAUGUUUUCUCUGCCAGAAACACCUUAGUAAAAGAUACUAAGUCAGAUCUGUUCAAAUGGGAUUAAUCCCAUCAGCAUUCUUGCUGGGUUCACUUUCUCUUUGGGUUUUAACAUGUCUUUAUCUGAAGACUUUUCCAACAGCAGUGGAGGAGGAUUGCCCCUGUCCUCACAUCCCCUUCUGGUGGUUUUGUGGGAUCAGCAGAAUCCCGUGCAUUUCCCUGCAGUGGGAACAGUGCCAGCCUGCCCUGCUGGUCAUUAGAAGUCCUGCCAGCUAACACAUUUAUGAGAGGCUGAAGCAUCCCCUGCAGGCACAGAGUGGAUCUUGUUAAGAGCACAGUUCUCAAGUUCCCCAGGUGGGCUGGGUGUUGUCAGAGCAGCUGUGUGCUAAGGCAGCUCUGAAGGGUUAGACAAGGCUUUCAAUAAAGCCCUUUAUUAGUUGGAGUUCAUGUAGAGAGAUGUGCUGGUUUUACAGAACUGCUGUUACUUGAUUCCUCUUUCCAUAACAUAAUAAUGGAAAUUCACAGAACAGAAGUGGGAGAGGCAGCUGACAAAUUUUGCAUUUUCCUGGAAAGCUGAUGUGCAAAAUAAAGACAGGUCUGUAUGCUCUGGUCCUAGUGACAAGGCCAAGCUUGCUACCAGAUCAAUUAACAAUUCUUCCCCCCCCAAAAGGCCUUAGAGAACCCACUUUCCACCCAUGUGGUUCCUUUGUCCCUGAACAUUAUGCUACUAAUAAUACAUGGUACAUGUUCUGAAAGCAGCUCCAGGCAUCAGCCGUAUUCUGUCUGGGAUAUAUUUAAAGCAGAAUACACUGAGAGGAUUUUAUGCAGAUAAAGGAAGAAGAAAUGGAAACAAAUUAGCUAAAAGUCAUUUUUGCAGAAGUAAAACCUGCUGUGGGAGUGCCAAGGACUGGUCUUAUCUGCAUUUUCCCCCUUUUGAUUUGCAGUUUUGUUUCCAUUUUGUUUUGCUUCAUGUAUUUCUUUCAAGGGCGAUUGUGGUGAUUGUUGAAUCCCCUAUUUCUCAUAAUUAUUCCAGUUGCUUCUUAUUGGCAUUGGUUGGUCACAUUUCAAGUGAAGAACACCUGGGAGGUGUUCUUAAGAGUGCCCAGCUGCAAAGAGAAACCUCCUCAUGUUGGGCAAAUGCAGCACCCUGAGCCCUGCAGGGAAUGGGAGUGUCAGGAACUCACAGUACCCACAGGAAGAGCAGCUCACACAGGCAUUCUUGCUCCCUUUAAGUAGUUUUUGUGUUUCACUUGAUGCCAUUGGUGAGAAGCCUUGGUCAUUCCCACAGGGACACAGAGGUGUCUCAAGUGUCAGCUGCAGUUUGCUGGGGGGAAGAUGCUGCCACUCACAGGCAACACCACAGACACAGUCAGUGUGUUCCUGGUGUGUUUGUCUCUACAAGUAAUUUGAGAGAGAGGGAGGCACUGACUUCAUCUUGGUGUCCAACAGUAGGUCACCUGUUGUUACAGGGACAGUUGCAUUUACCAGCACACCCAUCAUGGGCUAUUUAAAUACCCCUGUUUGAAGGAAACCAUUCCCUUCAUGGAAUUGCAAGGGUGUGGUGAUUGCUCCAGCACUUAAGGAAAGUUAAACUUAACAGUAUUCAGGUUGGUGGAAAUUUUGUCAUUUAAUUAACAGUAGUUUUUAAUGGGGUGGGGGCUUGAGUCUGGCCUGCAAGAAAGAGCCAUUUCCCAUGGCCAUGUGUGGCUCACAACCUGGGUGGCUCAUGGCCACCUGUGGCUGGAGGCCAAGCAGGCAGAAGUUCCGUGGCACCAGGUAUUUGUUGUGAGCAACAUUCACUCUGGAGUUUCAGUGUAGUUAAUUGUGUUAGUUUGACAUUUGUAAUCUUAGGUUUUCAGGCUGGCAAGCACUAAAUCUUGUCCAGAUGCUUAGGACAAAAAUCCAAACCUGAAGUUUCAUCAUGUGGUUUAUUUAAUGCGUUAUACCAUGCCCACUUCAGUUCUCUCUUGCAAAAUGGGUUGGGAUUUUUCAGUGUAGUUAUGUGCAAUUUUUGUUGUAUCCCAUGAAAAGAGUAUUUGAAAGAAAACCUGUAUAAAGUUCUAUUCUGUGUGUUUAAGCAAAGAAGAGAUGCUCUUUCCUCUUUGGGGCAUUUGUGCUGGAGGAUGUGGGAGGGAUCCACCUCAGUGUUCUGUGCUGCCUGUGUUCCUGCACUGACUCCAUGGUGUCACACUCCAUCCUCAAACCUGGCGAGCCCUGGGCACUGGGGCUCUGCAAGGUCACACACUCCAGGUGGAGCAGCCCAGGCACUCAGGAGCCCCUAAUGGCCCUGGGGGUCCAGGGCAGAGCAGCUGGAGGUUCCCCUUAGAAGGAGAGGCUUUUGUAAAGGCCCUGCCCCCUGUUUAAAUCCACCAGGGACAACUCUUCACAGCACCAGGGCACCUCUGUUGUUCUUGUUAGCAGCAGGAUGGCAAAUGGUAUUCUUACCCCUUUAUGACUAUAAAUGGUUCUUUGAAAAACUGUUUUAGAAACAGAGGACUUGUAAGGUGAAUUUGGACAUCAGAAAAUUCUUUUGUAUAGAUAUUGUGAUGUUCUACAAAGUGAUCUAAUUUUGUUAUUUCUGAAAACAGUGUAAACGUGUAAGUAAUAGAGUAAAGGAUUUUAAAGCUUCAUCCCAUGCUGUAUGUCUGUAAAUACAUUCCAUCAUUUCUGUUACAUAUAAAUGUGUCUGAAUAUUGUAUAUUUUAAAUCGCCUGUAUUCUGCCAGUAGUGUGAACUUCUAGCACAUUGAUAAUAUAAAAGGAAACCAUGGGUAUUUGAAAUAAAGUUCUAAAACUUA